CAAAUUCCUCUUUCCCCUUUAGCUUCUCUUCGUUUUUCGCAUCUUUCCCUUUCGAAGAAACCCUAAAUCGGAAUCAUAGAGAAACACUGAAAUACAGCGAUAUGUUGCGAGUAGCCGGGAGGAGAUGCUCUUCUCUCUCUUCAUGGUGGCCGUCUACUCCGGCCUCAUCGGCCAUCAUCUCUCGGAAUCCAAUCAACGGCUGCGGCGUUGAUUCCGCAUCUGAUGCUUCCAGAUCCGUGUCCAAUCCUAAUCCCGUAUUUCUCAAUUCCGCUGUUCUCCAUCAUAUCAGAGGCCUUUCUUCUGGUUCGAUUGCCCCAACACAUGACCUGGGUUUCGACGUCCCUGCUACAGUUGCUGCCAUCAAGAAUCCAACGUCUAAAAUUACUUAUGACGAGCACAACCAUGAGCGUUAUCCACCUGGCGACCCCAGCAAGCGUGCAUUUGCAUACUUUGUGUUGACUGGUGGUAGGUUUGUUUAUGCAUCUCUGAUCCGUCUCUUGGUAUUGAAGUUUGUUCUGAGCAUGUCUGCAAGUAAAGAUGUUCUUGCCCUUGCUUCCUUGGAAGUGGACCUCACGAGCAUCGAGCCAGGGACAACGGUGACCGUGAAGUGGCGUGGGAAGCCAGUUUUCAUCAGGCGUAGAACUGAGGAUGACAUCAAGCUAGCCAACAGUGUGGAUGUGAACUCCCUUCGGGACCCACAGGAGGAUGCUGUUAGGGUUAAAGACCCAGAGUGGCUUAUCGUGGUUGGGGUAUGCACUCAUCUGGGUUGCAUCCCGUUGCCGAAUGCAGGUGACUUUGGUGGUUGGUUUUGCCCUUGCCACGGGUCACACUACGACAUAUCGGGCAGAAUCCGUAAGGGUCCGGCUCCUUACAAUCUAGAGGUGCCUACUUAUAGCUUCUUGGCUGAUAAUAAGUUGAUGAUAGGGUGAAAUGGGUACAAGUUAAAAGAAGUGGAGCAAAGAGACCAUUGGUUUAAUUUUCUUACAAACUCGCCUUUUGUUUAUGUAUCAGAAUUUUGUAUGUGCUGCCAGGGGGUUUCGAGCUCUAAAUAAGGCACAGCAGCAGGUGGUUUAUUUGUUGGGAAUAAUUUAUACUACUUGUGUUUUGGAGGUUUUAUAUAUGUAACAUGCUGUGAUUCUUUGAUUUUCA
Molecule: messenger RNA, 1149 nt
Organism: Cynara cardunculus var. scolymus (artichoke)
Lineage: Eukaryota; Viridiplantae; Streptophyta; Magnoliopsida; Asterales; Asteraceae
Product: cytochrome b-c1 complex subunit Rieske-4, mitochondrial-like
Exons: 2
Coding region: 102-929 (275 amino acids)
Biological process (GO): mitochondrial electron transport, ubiquinol to cytochrome c
Cellular component (GO): membrane
Molecular function (GO): 2 iron, 2 sulfur cluster binding; quinol-cytochrome-c reductase activity
Source: RefSeq, a predicted model, not a curated record